AGCCAGGGCAGUGGCGCGGUUGCCCUUUUAAGCCGCGGAACCGCUGCCGCCGCCCCCUGCGUGUGGAGUCGGUUACAAAGGGCGCUGUCGACGAGGCCUCGGCACUCCCCGCCAUUUUCAAGCCCCGAUCCGACGCGGGUCGCGGCGGCCGGGAGAGGCGGAGCCGCAAGAGCGCGGCCCGGGCCGGCCCCGCGGGGCGGUCGCGGCCGUGACGGCGGCUCCGGGUCCGGCUCCCCUCCCGUACCCCUUCCGCCGGAGAUGAAGGGAAGAUGUCCGUGUCAGGGCUCAAGGCCGAGCUUAAGUUCCUGGCGUCCAUCUUCGACAAGAACCACGAGCGAUUUCGCAUCGUCAGCUGGAAGCUGGACGAGCUGCACUGCCAGUUCCUGGUGUCGCCGCCGCCCGCGCCGCCCGGCAGCUUGCACUCGCCGCCGCCUCUUACCCUCCACUGCAACAUCACGGAAUCUUAUCCAUCUUCUUCACCAAUAUGGUUUGUGGAUUCCGAUGACCCAAAUCUGACAUCGGUGCUGGAACGGCUAGAAGAUACUAAAAACAAUAAUUCGCUUCGUCAGCAAUUGAAGUGGUUGAUAUGUGAACUCUGCAGAUUAUAUAACCUUCCUAAGCACCUGGAUGUUGAGAUGCUAGAUCAACCACUACCCACGGGUCAGCUCUGGCAAGUUCUUUCUCCAUUUCAGAAUGGGACAACAGAAGAAGUGACUUCUGAAGAGGAGGAGGAGGAAGAGAUGGCUGAAGAUAUAGAAGACUUGGAUCACUAUGAGAUGAAAGAAGAAGAGCCUAUUAGUGGAAAAAAGUUGGAGGAUGAAGGAAUUGAGAAAGAAAAUUUGGCAAUAUUAGAGAAAAUUAGGAAAACACAAAGGCAAGACCAUCUAAAUGGUGCAGUGUCUGGGUCAGUGCAAGCUUCAGAUAGACUUAUGAAAGAGCUCAGGGACAUAUACAGAUCACAGAGUUAUAAAACAGGGAUUUAUUCAGUGGAACUCAUAAAUGACAGUUUAUAUGACUGGCAUGUUAAACUGCAGAAGGUUGAUCCUGAUAGUCCUUUGCACAGUGAUCUUCAGAUCUUAAAAGAAAAAGAAGGCAUAGAAUAUAUUUUGCUUAACUUCUCCUUUAAGGAUAACUUUCCAUUUGAUCCUCCAUUUGUUCGAGUGGUAUUACCGGUUCUCUCGGGAGGGUAUGUGUUGGGUGGAGGAGCAUUAUGUAUGGAACUUCUCACAAAACAGGGCUGGAGCAGUGCCUACUCAAUAGAAUCGGUCAUCAUGCAGAUCAAUGCCACCUUAGUUAAAGGCAAAGCCAGAGUGCAGUUUGGUGCAAAUAAGAAUCAAUAUAAUCUAGCAAGAGCCCAACAAUCCUAUAAUUCCAUUGUACAGAUACAUGAGAAAAAUGGCUGGUACACCCCUCCAAAGGAAGACGGCUAAAUGUGUCUACUGUCAUAUGUUUGGACCAAUGUUGCUUUAAAGAAAAUGUCUCCAACAUGGCAGACACAAGCUUUGAGUGCCCCUAUAGCAGCAGUUACCGAAGACAUUAGCUAAUAGAUGUUUUAGUGGAUAAUCUGUUAACUUACAUCCAAUAUAAGUUACAGCCUUUUCAUUUUGCUCAUCUUAGGUAUCUUGGACUGAGCAGUGGGGCCUUGACUGCAUUUUUCCUGAUAAAUACAAAUACUGGCCACUUCUUACCACUUCUUUUUCUUGAAAAGUAAAACCUUCUAAGUGGACAAGUCAGCAUCAAGUUAGUAAAGUUGUGAACCAUUUUGGGUAACUUUCCUGUAUUGAGCCCAUGGAUUACAAGGACUUGCAAUAUAUUGUUUCAUUUAGAGCCAAUAAAAGUUUAAUCGUUGUUUAAUAUUGGUUUAUAAAAGUCUUCUAAAUCACCGUAGCUUUUUCAGGUCUAAAUCUCAAACCAUUUUAUGAUACUGCCAAGAUAAUGACAGGAAACCUACUCAUUAAAUUAAACUUUUUUCUGGCUAUAUGAACCAUUUCCCGAAAAUACACUCUUAAUUGGUUUGUAGUGUACUUUUUUAGGUAAAGCAAAAGAAGGUUGUGGCACUUCAGACUUUUGAGUAGUAAUUUCCACUGGGGCAUCAGAGUCUUGCUGGGCUGAAUCUGCUACUUUUUGGUUCAGUAUUCUUUAUGAAGAAGAGCUGCAGUACAGAGCCUGAAGUUAUUUAAAAUACUAAGUCAUUUUACUUGUCCAUUUUAUUAAUGGGAUGUUGCAAUCAUUUGUAAACUAAUAAACUUAUAAAGUGAUUGGCACAAAGACAGACUCCUUGAGCAAAAGCUGCACAGUUAAGCAAAAAAGAUAUCUAAUUUGAAGACUCUUAAAAUUUGUUGCCAUAGUUAUAACAAUGGCUUUUACACUGAAAGACUAAUGGGAAAUCAACAUGUUAAUUCUUUUAUAAAAUCCGAUUAAAAUCAAUGUACUUUC
This is a messenger RNA of Choloepus didactylus (southern two-toed sloth), 2436 nucleotides long. It is a transcript of the gene UBE2Q2, whose product is annotated as ubiquitin conjugating enzyme E2 Q2. Lineage: Eukaryota; Metazoa; Chordata; Mammalia; Pilosa; Megalonychidae. Gene Ontology annotation, molecular function: protein binding. The record is from RefSeq and is a predicted model, not a curated record. The coding region runs from base 270 to 1430 and encodes 386 amino acids. The transcript has 13 exons.